Aspergillus puulaauensis is the source of this 1692-nucleotide messenger RNA. Its product is annotated as FAD-dependent oxidoreductase. The transcript has 2 exons. Gene Ontology annotation, molecular function: FAD binding; oxidoreductase activity. Lineage: Eukaryota; Fungi; Ascomycota; Eurotiomycetes; Eurotiales; Aspergillaceae. Bases 1 to 1692 code for a protein of 563 amino acids. The record is from RefSeq and is a predicted model, not a curated record.
AUGCUGGGUCGCUCAACAGGUCUCAUCCUGACCGGCCUGCUGGCCCUGGGCUCCCCUGUCGCUGCUAAUGCCGAUUCCUGCCGCUACCUGCCAGGCGACCAGAACUGGCCUUCUCGCGCGACCUGGUCAAGCUUCAACCAGUCCAUCGAUGGACGACUCGUUGCGACCGUACCGCUAGGCGCACCAUGCCACGGCGCUGCGUAUAACAAAGCGAAAUGCGAUGCGCUAAAGGAAGGGUGGACUCAGCCAGAGUUACACUACGACUCGUCGUCCUCUGUAAUGGCGCCCUUCUUCGCCAACAACUCGUGCGACCCGUUUCACCCGGUCUCGAAGCCCUGCACGCUGGACAACUACAUCGUCUACGCCGUCAACGUCAGCAAGCCGGAGCACAUCUCCAAGGCGAUCCAAUUCACCACGGAGCACAACAUCCGCCUCGUCGUGCGCAACACCGGCCACGACUAUAAUGGGAAAUCCACCGGGGCCGGCGCGCUGGGUGUCUGGACGCAUAAUCUCAAGGAGCUCGAGAUCGCCGACUGGAAGGAUAAACACUACCAGGGCAAGGCGAUUAAACUUGGUGCGGGAGUGCAGGGGUUCGAGGCGUACGCGGCGGCCGAUAAGCAGGGCCUGGAGGUUGUGGGUGGCGAGUGUCCGAGUGUUGGUAUUGCUGGGGGUUAUACCCAAGGAGGAGGACAUUCGGCGCUUGCGUCCGCACACGGGCUUGCGGCGGACCAGGUGCUCCAGUGGGAGGUUAUUGAUGGCGAGGGCAACUUUAUCACCGCGACCAGAGAUAAUGAGCACUCUGACCUGUAUUGGGCGCUGAGUGGUGGUGGCGGCGGGACGUACGGUGUUGUCUGGUCGCUGACCUCCAAGGCGCACCCUGGUUUGCCUGUUUCCGGGCUGAACUUGACCUUCUCGAGCACCGGGAUCUCGAAGGAUACGUUUUACCAGGCGGUUGCGCUGUACCAAACCCAUCUCCCUGCGAUUGUUGACGCGGGGGCUAUGAGCGUGUGGUAUUUCACCAACACCAGCUUCUCCAUCUCCCCACUCACCGGGCCCAACAUCCCCGUCGCAAAGCUGACGCAGCUGCUAAAGCCAUUCACCGACGGUCUCAGCAAGCUCGGCAUCAAGUACACCACCUACGCCAACCAGUUCCCCAGCUACCUCGCCCAGUUCACAGCCAUGCAGGGUGCGAUUGGAGUCGGGGAAGCGCAGUACGGCGGCUACCUGAUCCCGCGCUCGACAGUCCUCAAACACAACGACGAGCUUACAGCGGCGUACCGCCACAUCACCGAGUCCGGCGCGACCUUUAUCGGCGUGGGCCUGAACGUCUCCAAGGCCCUCGUCGGCAAAGACAUCUACAACGCCGUCCUCCCUGCGUGGCGCGAAACCCUGAUCAGCACUACAAUCACGACGCCGUGGGCCUGGAACGAGGAUAAGGCGAUGCUCGCGGAGCAGCGCAAGAUGACGGAUAGUUAUAUUCCUGCGUUGAGCAAGCUGGCGCCCGAGUCCGGUGCGUAUAUGAACGAGGGCGACUUCCGGCAGCCGAACUGGCAGAGCGUGUUUUAUGGAGAGAACUACGAUGCGUUGAGGGAGGUCAAGGCCAAGUAUGACCCGAAUGAUGUGUUCUAUGCCUGGCAGGCUGUUGGGUCUGAUGAGUGGGCUGUCCGUGGUGCCCGGCUGUGCAGGGCGUAA